Messenger RNA from Stylonychia lemnae, 1473 nucleotides. NCBI's taxonomy places the organism in Eukaryota, Ciliophora, Spirotrichea, Sporadotrichida, Oxytrichidae. The record is from the annotation of a GenBank genome assembly.
AUGGAGCCACUAAAAGAUCCUCUUGGAGAUAGAAUAAUUAAGUCUGUGCCUUUACCUCCUCAUAGACCCUUAACCAUGGCCUAAAUAUACGGUACUAUCUCUAAUCUCAAUUUUACAUUUGGUACAGGUGAUAACAAGGUCCCAGAUUGGAAACUAAUGCUUAAGUAUUUUGUUUCUUGCGGAAGAGUAGAUAAGGAAUCUGCAGUUUAUAUUAUUAAAUAAACUAUUGAGUUGUUCAAAAAGGAACCAAAUAUUGUUAAAGUUCCAGAUCCAGUCAUUUUUGUCGGAGAUAUUCAUGGUUAAUUCUAUGAUCUUAAUAAAAUGCUUGAACUUGUAGGAAAGGUCGGCUAGAUAAAUUUUGUAUUUCUUGGUGAUUACGUAGACAGAGGAAUGUUUUCAUUCGAAGUUAUUGCAACCUUAUAUGCUAUGAAGUUGAAUUAUCCGAACCACAUCACUUUAUUACGUGGAAAUCAUGAAUGCAGAUAGAUGACAGAGAACUUUAACUUCCGAGUAGAGGUAGAGGAGAAAUAUGAUAGCUAGAUCUAUGAACUGAUCAUGGAUUCCUUCGAUGCCUUACCUCUCGCAGCGUUGAUUGACAAUAAGAUACUAGCAGUUCACGGUGGGAUAUCUCCAGAGUUACAAAAAUUCUCAUAGAUUAAUAAGCUUGAUAGAUUCAAAGAAAUUCCCAAAUCUGGACUUUUCACUGAUCUGAUGUGGUCUGAUCCAGUUGAAAACGAGACAGGCUAUUAAGAUGGGGAUUAUAAAAAGAAUAACAAGCGUAAUUGCUCAUUUAUGUUUGGUAGUUAAGCUGCAAAUAAUUUUUUGGAAUCAAAUAACUUGCUUUGUGUCGUGAGAGCACAUGAAGUCUAAAUGACUGGCUACAAAUUACAUCAGUGGAAUGGUCCAGCAGAGUUUCCGGCUGUCAUCACAAUAUUCAGUGCUCCUAAUUAUUGUGACGUCUACAACAAUAAAGCAGCAGUUUUGAGAUUUGAAAACAAUCAAAUAAAGAUUCAACAAUACAACUACACUAAUCAUCCAUUCGUACUUCCAGAUAACAUGGAUGUCUUCACUUGGUCUUUACCAUUCGUUAGUGAGAAGGUUAUAGAAAUCCUAUUUAGUAUUCUUUUAAAGGGAGCCAGGCUCUACGGUCUGGAUACUCAAGAUAUUAAUGUUAUUGAUAUGGAUGUAGGCAAAGUUGAUUCGCUAUCAAAAGUUCAGUUCACGAUAUCAAAGGGUGGGAAGUUCAAGCCUGAUGCAGUUAAACAAAAGCUAGGAUUCAUUGGUAAAAUUAUGAGAAUGCAAACCAAUCUGAGAUAAAACAGAGAACUAUUUGUGUAAUUGAAAGGAAUGUGUCCUGACAAUAAAAUACCCAAAGGCCUGCUCUUAGCUAGCACAGUAGAGAUUAAAGAUGCUCUAGAGCAUUUCAAGAAUGCAAAGGAUAUUGAUUCUAUUAACGAAAGGAGACCAGAAUGA